AUGUGUAUGUUAGAGAUUAAAGAAGAAGAUGAAAGAUGUUUACCUGAAAUAAAGGCUUGGAUUAUUUAUUAUAGUAAAGAGGAAUUUACUAUAUUUAAUAAAGAUAUAAAUAACGUACUUAAGGCUAUUAAACUGUUAGAACAGACUGCUAAUCUUGAAGAAAUUAAAAAAUCAAAAAUAUUUUAUUGUGAUUAUUUAUUAUACAAGAAGAUAGGAAGUAUAAAAUGUAUAUGCUGUGCUAUAAGUGAAAUAUUAUAUAUCUCUUAUUCUGAAUUAAUAGAGAUUGAAACUCGAAUAGUUAACGUGGAGAAAAGUGAGUCAUUUGAGUUUGUCAAGCCAGAAAAUGAGGGUAAGAUUAUUUCAAUAACUGGAACAAUAUGUUAA
Molecule: messenger RNA, 384 nt
Organism: Hepatospora eriocheir
Lineage: Eukaryota; Fungi; Microsporidia; Hepatosporidae
Source: the annotation of a GenBank genome assembly